This is a messenger RNA of Capsaspora owczarzaki ATCC 30864, 4257 nucleotides long. RefSeq lists its product as hypothetical. The transcript has 2 exons. The record is from RefSeq and is a predicted model, not a curated record. The annotation marks the transcript as partial. NCBI's taxonomy places the organism in Eukaryota, Filasterea, Ministeriida, Capsasporidae.
GAAACCUGGCUCACGCCAGCGACCGAAGCAGCCGCCUCCAACCUCUUCCGCGACUACACUUGCUUCUGGAGCUCCGAGCCGGAACCCAAGCACGGGGUCGGCAUCCUCAUCAGGAAGCCGGCACCGGGCGACACCGACCCCGCACUCUCGAGCCCAACACUACUCAGCUCCAUCCCAGGGCGAGCCCUCAUCAUCACAGCAAACCUCAAUAGCAAGCCAACCAUCAUCUCAUCAAUCUAUGCCCCGGCAUCUGGCUCACAAGCUGACAAAGUGGCGUUCCUGGACCAACUCAGCGACCUCAUCAAGUCAGCCACCCAGCCAAACGACGACGAGCCAAGGCUGCCCGCCAUCAUCGGCGGCGACUUCAACAACACACCAAACAUCAGCCCCCUGUACGUCCAACCAGAACCAAGCCAAGAGCCUAGGAGCGCCACACAGGCAAACCACGCUCUCAAGGACUUCAUCAACAAGCACGCACUCGAGGAUGCCUGGCUGCUCAACCACCGCGCCGAUGACCCUGUCGAAUACACACGAUGGCCGAGCAAGAACCAGACACACCGAGCCUCCCGCAUCGACCUCAUGCUCCUGUCAUCCAACCUCCCACUCACAAUCAAGUCGACCGCGACCAGGAUUUACCAACACUCGGAUCAUCGAGGCGUCUGUGUGAACCUGGUGGCGCCGUCCGCGGAAGACAGAUGCACUCCACCCUUCAAGCUGAACGACACCAUUCUCGAACACGCUGGCUUCUGCGGCAUGGUACUCAACGAGAUAGCAGAGCUGGCGCGCCGCCCCGACCCCGAGAACCACUGGACUGCUUUCAAGGCCGACGUAGCAUGGCUAGCCCAGUGCCUGUGCGGCUCCAUUGCGAAAGACCGGGCGAAGGCUCUGGCCCAAGCGAGCCGCAAGCUCAAAAUCAUCGAAGGCAAUCUCCUCGCAGCAACAUCCCCCGCAGAGGCAAAACUGCUUGCAGCCGAACGAGCGGAGCAGGAAGCCCGUGUCAAAGCUGAGCUCGAGCAUCGCGCGCAAGGAGCACGAGUCCGCUCGGCCAAAAAGUGGCGCACCGAGGGCGAACACCCCACCUCCUUCUACUUCUCGCUCGAAAAGCAGUCCCAAAAGGCGACGCACAUCCCAAUGCUCCUCGUCGACGGCAAAGAAGUCACCGAUGCGGCCGGCAUCACAGACGCCCAGCGUGACUUCUACGCUAAGCUCUAUGCGCACGUACCCAUUGACCCAGCAGCUGCCCGGCACAUCCUCAGCCAUGCAAAGCCCAACGAGAUGCUCGACGACGAGGACCACGAGUUGAUGAGCAGACCGCUGGAGGCAUGGGAGAUCGUCCACGCCAUCAACAAAACUGCAUCUGGCAAGUCCCCAGGGCCCGACGGGCUGGGCACUGCGUUUUACAAGAAGUUCAAGCACGAGCUGGCCCCAAUCCUCGCCGCCAUCGCCAACCGCUCGCUCGAAAAUGGUCGCCUUCCGGAAUACAUGCAGGACGGCUUCGUCAAGCUGCUGUACAAGAAAGGCCCGCGCUCUGACCUUGGCAACUACCGACCAAUCUCGCUGCUGAACUGCGACUUCAAACUCCUGACCAAAGCAGUGAUCGCUCGGCUGCAGCUGGUGGUCAACGACAUCAUACCACUCAACCAAAACGGGUUUGUCACCUCUCGGACCAUCGAUGGCUGCGUCCAUCUCACCCGUGAUGUGAUAGAUCUGUGCAACACCAUCAAAACCCCUGGAGUGAUUGCCAUGACAGACGCGUCCAAGGCGUUCGACAAGGUCUCACACGACUUCCUGUAUGCUGCACUCAGAGCGUACGGAGUCGGGCCAGGCUACAUCAACAUGAUCAAACUCUACAACACCAAUGGCCGCUCCGCGAUGGUAUACCAAGGCCGAGUCUCGGAUCACUUUCCAAUCCAAAGGUCGGUGCGCCAGGGAGGCUGCGACUCGCCGACGCUCUUCGCGUUCUACGCCUGCGCCAUCGUAGACUACAUCACGUACGGCACAAAGCUCAAGCUGUUGCGGAUCCCCAGCAGCAAUCUCAAAGCCGAUCGCAAGCGCGGCCGAGCGAAUGAGGACCGGCCAGACGAUCUUGUAGUUCUCCCCACCCUCUUCGCAGACGACUCGUCCUACUUUCUCGCCUCACCAGCAGACGUCCCAAACCUGCUGAACGAGCUCAAGUUUGUGGGGACGGCCACAAAUCUGGAAAUCAAUGCACCAAAGACCACCAUCAUCCCGCUCGGACCAACUGCAACGCGCAAGCCUCCCCCCGACCUGGAAGGCCUCGAGUGGGUUGGACCAAACUCCACGACGCGCUACCUCGGUGUCAUGCUCGGCCACGGUGACCUGACCGUCGCAAACUUUGGCGACCUACUCGACAAGCUUGCACGGCCAGUUGUCGAGAUGGCUCGUCCACGGGCCGUCACUCCCAGGUCGUGUGCUCAUCGCCAACACCAUCGCGCUGUCCAAAGUCUGGUACCGAGCGAGGCCAACGUCGCAGCACCAAUCAAAUCCGUGGCAGGCGGACUCGGACUCAUCCCCGUUCGGCGUCACCUCAAAGCCCUCCUCGCCCAAGCCGCCCUGGCAUGGUGUCAGCCGUAUGCUGCCCCAUGGAAGCACAUUGCUGUCCGCCUCUGGCGUGCGGCAGACAAGCCGGCAUGCCCACUCAACGUGCUCAGGCUAGUGAUCAAGGCCUCGUCAGACUUUAUUGGCAUCUCUGCAUUCUGGCACAAAGCCUUUGAGGCAUGGCACGAGCUCAGGCCAGAGCUCCAAACCCCUACCUGCCGCGAUGAGGCGCUCGCUCACCCGCUCUGGGACUCACCGGACAUCCAGGACGACGGCAAGCCGCUCUGGUGGCCGAGCUGGAUCCUCAACGGAUACAUGCGCGUCCGCGACCUGCGCCGCUUCAUCGGUAACCCAGCUAGAGAAGAGUGGUCCCCGCUCUCGCUCGUCAAGAGCUUCACCAACGCAAAGUACUACAACACGCUCCACGAGGCACUCGACCGGAGCCAGCUCUCGUCGCUCGUAGAGCAGGAUAGCUCCACAAUCCCGUCAGUGCAAGAUCUACCGUGGUGCUGGGCCCAACCAGCCGACGACGACGACGCCAAUCCCAAACUCUUCAGAGUUGUCAAACUCCGCACGGGCAGCCCGCUCACAAGCAGCUCACUCGGAGCCGGCCAAGUGUUCUACGAGUCGGAGAACGCCCUGAUCGCGCCUGCCCAGCCAGGCCUAGUCCUCACCAAGUUCCGCCUGGCAACCGCGCAACACGCCACCGUCGUCUACUGGCGAGCUCCCAACACCAAGCCUGAACCAAACAAGCGGGGAAAGAUUUUCCUCCCACGAAAGCAGCUGUACCAUGUUGGCCGCACUCAACUCAUGCCCCUCAUCUGGAGCAACAUCGUCCUCAACGGUGUUCACUCAAGCGUCCAGAAGCCCCUGCAAGUCACAUCGCACAAGCUCAAACUGAAAACGCUAAGGCAGCUGCUCACUCCACGUCCCUCGAGACCAGACGCCCUCCAAUGGUGGAUCAACAAAGUUGGCUACGUGCCCUUCGAAUCACUGGCCAGCUCCAUCAGAACCAGUCUAGUCACAUCCAAGCAAGCCUCCCUGCUCUGGCGCAUUGCACACCGCACCAACCGACUGGGCGCCGACUGGCUGGAAACAGAUGGUCAAGCGCUGCGCGCCGGCUCGCUCUCCCGCGAAGAGUACGACGACAGAAUUGCCACUGGGCGCUACGACUGCGCGCACUGCAAACACGACGGCCGCUCGGCCAGAGAGACCUGGCACCACAUCCUUGUCCGCUGCCACACAGCCCAAGCGGUUUGGGAAACCGCGAACGCCAUCUUCCAGCACGCUCACUCAAGUUCCCUCCCAAUGUUCGACAAAGCCCUCCUGUUCGGUCCCUUCCCCACCACGCUUGCGCGAAAAAAGGAAAUGCGAGCGCUUGCCACGAUCCUGUACCACCUCGGACGCUGGGCGAUCUGGCGCACCCGCUGCGAAGCAAAAAUCAACAACACAUUCACACCCAGCCACACCACCUUCAUCAAACUCGUCCACUCCCGCGCCCUGCAGGACAUUGUGCCGCGAGCCCCGCCUGCUGACUCUCCCACGUCGAAGAUGUGGGGAAAGUGCAUUGUCAGGUCAGAAGAGAAGACCACCAUUUCACUUCUACCUCCGAAACCCGGUGAGCAUGAGCAAACCGAGUCACCAAGCGGCGCCCGUAUGACCAGGACGCUAACACCAAACUUGCAUCCGCAAGAAUAA